GAUGCUAUAUGUAUUUUUUUCCGUUCAUUUCAGCCGGUAAUGCUAGCGGAAGAUCUCCGCAGUUGGAAGGAGAAUGGCAUCGCCAGGCCCUAGUGGGACGUUGAAGAAGCAAAAAGAAGAUAGCUUUCUUGGAGAAUUCAUCGGAACAAUCACGAGGAAGAAGAAACAGAAAGAAGUGGUUGACUUGCAAGAAGAAGGGAAAAAUGCCAUUGAAUCACCCAGCAGUCCAACAAGCCCAGAUAUGGGUCCAGAGGCAUUCAUGCUUGAGGAGAACGAGGAAAGAUCCAUGAUAGAGCCUGGUUCUAGAGAAGAUGCUAAAGUAAAGGAGCUUAUUAUGAUGUUGCUGGACUGGAUCAAUGAUGAACUUGCAGAGCAGAGAAUUAUUGUGAAGGACAUAGAAGAAGACAUUUUUGAUGGACAAAUUCUUCAGAAGUUAAUUGAAAAACUGGCAAGAGUGCGAGUUGAAGUUCCUGAAGUGACUCAGUCAGAAAUAGGACAGAAACAGAAAUUAAGGAUUGUACUGGAUACCAUCAACAGAAUCCUUAAUCUGACACCUACAUGGAAUCAGCAAAAGUGGACUGUGGACAGUAUUCAUUCAAAAAACCUGGUAGCCAUACUCCACCUUCUAGUCACACUUGCAAGACACUUUAGGGCUCCCAUCAGACUACCUGAAAAUGUGGCAGUAUCUGUGGUGGUUGUACAGAAACGGGAUGGUUUGCUGCAGACAAGAAGAGUCAUAGAAGAGAUAACAGGGACCAAUGAUGACAUAGGAGCAAGAUUUGAGCGAGAUGCCUUUGAUACUUUAUUUGAUCAUGCACCAGACAAGUUGAAUGUGGUCAAGAGGUCCCUGAUUGGCUUUGUUAACAAGUGGCUGAACAAAGUGAACUUGGAAGUAACUGAUCUAGACAACCAGUUUCAUGAUGGUGUGUAUCUGGUGCUGCUUAUGGGACUUUUGGAAGGCUACUUUGUCCCACUUCACUGCUUCCAUCUGACUCCAACAAGCUUUGAACAAAAGGUUCAUAAUGUUUCCUUUGCAUUUGAACUAAUGGUUGAUGCAGGACUACCACAGCCAAAAGCCAGACCAGAAGAUGUUGUUAACCUUGAUUUGAAAUCGACAUUACGGGUAUUAUACAACCUCUUUACCAAAUACAAGGCAUUACCUUAGAAGGCCCUGAACUUCAGACAGCUUUAAGUACAGAAUCUCUGAAAAAUUUACAAAGGAUGCUGCCAGCUUUUUAAAGAGGUAUCAGUUUAGAAAGACGAGGAAAAAAAAACAUUCAAUAUUUUGCCUUCCCUACAUACUGUCAUCAUAUUCAUCUCUGCUGUGAGUGAGAGUAUGUACUAGCUUCUCAGACUUUUUUGUUGCAUGCUUCUCAAAUAGUGUGCCAAAAAA
Molecule: messenger RNA, 1393 nt
Organism: Lingula anatina
Lineage: Eukaryota; Metazoa; Brachiopoda; Lingulata; Lingulida; Lingulidae
Product: beta-parvin
Biological process (GO): actin cytoskeleton organization; substrate adhesion-dependent cell spreading; establishment or maintenance of cell polarity regulating cell shape
Cellular component (GO): focal adhesion; actin cytoskeleton; cytoplasm
Molecular function (GO): actin binding
Source: RefSeq, a predicted model, not a curated record